AUAUUCCUAACUUGGUUAUGUUCUUCAUUCUGCUCUCUUUAAACAUCUCCCUCACUGAGUUCUGCUCUUUAUUCUGGUUCGGUCCGGACCGGGUUCAGUCUGCUAACAUGGGUCUGUGUCGCCGCUACAUGAGAGGAAUCACCAUCAGCUUAACACUGCUGUUGCUGGUGUUCGGCGUGCUGAUGAUCGGCGUCGGUUUCUCCUCUGGCUACAGUGAAAUAUUCAUUGCCGAGGUAAUUCAGUGGUGGUACAGCCAUUGCUCACUGGUUCUGCAGGUGUUUGGUCCAAUCACCAUGGUUCUGUCUGUUCUGGGAAUCUGUGCAGUGACCCUCGAUAUCAAACCUCUGCUGCUGCUGUUUUCUGCUCUGCUGUUUGUGGAGUUUUCAGCUCUGAUGGUUGUUGCUUCACCGUUGGUUCAACUUCAAGCUCAGACAGACAUCAUUCUGGAUGACAGGUUUAAGAACGUGACGCCGCUCUAUACCGCCGAUGAACAGCUACAGGUCGAACUCAAGAAACUCCAGGUCUCAGAUUCAUGUUGCGGUUUGAUGGGUUUCGAAGACUGGAAGGAUGAAAUUCCGGUGUCAUGUUACUGUACUCCCGUCCCUCCGCUGCCCACUGACACACUGUUACAAAGCGCUGACCGUGGUCAGGGGAGCUCAGUAGGACUGUGUGUGUGGGCGGGUCGCGACCUUUACACUCACACCUCAAAUGCUACGACUAACGUGUGGGUUCACUCCAAGCCCUGUGGACCAAUCCUGAAGCAACAUCUGAGCUUCAUCCCCAAAGUCAGCAUCGGUGUGAUUUCAGCCUUUGCCACUGUGAUGCUGGCAGCUAUUGGUUUGUGCCUAGUGUUGGGUCUGGAGGAUUACUGGAGGACGGCUCCGGUGGAAACUACAGUCGAUGAGUACAACAGAGUUAAAUUCAAACCCAAACACUCCCUAACCUGACCUUUGACCUCCACCAUAUCACCCUGGUGUUGUCACGUACUGCUGGUGUUAAAUUAAAGCCACACUGAGACACUGCAAUGGGCUGGCUGGAAGGACCCCAAGCGUUUUGUCCGCUGCAGAGACCACGCAUCCCUCUUCAGCUGGGUCACGAUGGUCUAAUCCUGGAAGAUGCCCAGAAGUAGUCAAACAUGAGUGCUAAGAGCCACUGUUCUCUCUCACGUCUACGUUUGACUCUGUUUAAAGUCGUCACACAAACUGCUCAGGAUGUUUAUUGCCUUUACCCCCCCCCCCCAAAAAAAAAAAAAAAAAAA
Molecule: messenger RNA, 1258 nt
Organism: Thalassophryne amazonica
Lineage: Eukaryota; Metazoa; Chordata; Actinopteri; Batrachoidiformes; Batrachoididae
Product: 23 kDa integral membrane protein-like
Exons: 9
Coding region: 18-947 (309 amino acids)
Cellular component (GO): membrane
Source: RefSeq, a predicted model, not a curated record